Molecule: messenger RNA, 1222 nt
Organism: Stegodyphus dumicola
Lineage: Eukaryota; Metazoa; Arthropoda; Arachnida; Araneae; Eresidae
Product: meckelin
Biological process (GO): cilium assembly
Cellular component (GO): ciliary transition zone; MKS complex
Source: RefSeq, a predicted model, not a curated record
AUGGAGGUGUCUUGAUGAUCGAAGAAUGACGCGAAUAAUUUUAUUUUCGAUUUUUGUGUAUAGUUUUAUUAAUUUGGUUAAUGGAAAUUUAUCUAUACCGGCCAUUACACCAGAAUACUGUAAUUCAACAGAAUACUAUGAUUCAAUAUGUGUUCGGUGCAAGAGAUGCGGAAGAGACGAAAGUCAGUCGAGCCUCCAAUACAGGAAUCAUGACGGUUCAUGUACAUGCAAGUCUGGAUUUUACAUGAAAGAGAAAAAAGGACCUCAUGAUAUAAUAUGUGAACCAUGCCCGAAAGGCAAAGUUUCAUCAGUGGAUAAAAGUAAAUGUCUUGCAUGUGGAGAAAGUAACCCAUAUAAUGACACUAUGGGAUCAUGUGAAUCCUGCAUUAAUGGGACUUUAGUUGAAGAUGGUGACUCGUUAACUUGUAUCCCAUGUAACAGUGGAGUUGGAAGUGGCACAGAAAGGUGCAGUGCUUGCUCAGAUAGAAAUUUUGCUAGCCCUAAGCAUUGUUUGUUGUUGAAUCAGGUUUAUUCUGGUGGUUAUUGCUUGCCAUCCAUUGAAGCAGAACCAUCUUUAUUCACUAUUAAAUUUGAAAAUGGUGAAAGUGUUGUUUCUGCUUAUUUUAAAGAACAUCUAAAUGCUGCUUUUAAGAAUUGUGAAGAAUUGAAUGAUACAGCCUGCCAAGCUUUAGCAAAUAUGUGUGUGAUGCUCAUGUAUAAGUUGGGUAUCAACAAUGCAUGUAUAAAAUUUGGUAAACUAGCUACAAAACGUCUAAAUGAAUGCCCAAGGAAGAAAUUAUGGUUGUAUUAUAUAGAUGAAGAAGCACAAUGGAAUGCUGAGAGAGAUCUGCAUAGGGAAGAUGUUCCAAAUGUAUUUACUCCUUCUCUUGCUCAGGAAUCAUCAAGAGUUUAUAUACUAGCUAUGAAAUAUGCACUGAAUGGUACAUUCCUAGGAGUUUUUAAAUUAACAAGUGAUAGUUUACAUUUAUGUCCUGAAUCAGAUAUUGAAGAAGAUAUUGCUUUUGUGUUUGGAACUCAUGUUGUAAGAACGUGUAUAAAGUCUUUACAAAUCUUAUGGAAAAACUCGGAGCUUGUAUUUUAUGACUUGUAUCUUGUAAAUACUAAAAAUAAAAGUGAAAUGUAUCCUAUUCCUGUCCUUAUACGUGGUAUAAAUGUUAAUGGUGAAUUUGUAAAUAUGGGUGAGUAGUCUUGUUUUUUAUUU